UCUGAGUUCUAUCUACCGUCUUCCCUCUUUCUAUCUCUGUGUUUGAUACCGAGCGAGAGUGCCUUCUGCCUUCCUCCAUCGAACCCGAGGAGAGGGGGGAAAAAAAGAAAAGGGAGGCUUUAGGUUGCUUUCCUCCGGUGGAGAUCGGACAUACUCUGGGGUUUGCGGUCGCGAAUUCCGUCUCUCCGAGUCGUUUUCAAGAGGAAUCGGGUAGGAUUAGGGGGUUUUCUCUUUUCUUUUUGUUCGUCGGCAUACCUUUUUCUUUUUGUUGGGAUGGAUUCGAGUCGGAGAGCGGUGGAGGCGUACUGGAGAUCUCGGAUGAUCGACGCUGUGACGAGCGACGAGGACAAGGUCGCCCCUGUCUACAAGCUUGAGGAGAUCUGCGAGCUCCUGCGGACGUCUCACGUGAGCAUCGUCAAGGAGGUCUCCGAUUAUAUCCUGAAGCGUCUGGAUCACAAGAGCCCGAUCGUUAAGCAGAAGGCACUCAGGCUGAUCAAAUAUGCUGUGGGGAAAUCUGGCGUUGAGUUUAGGAGAGAGAUGCAACGGCAUUCUGCGGCAGUUCGCCAGCUAUUUCACUACAGGGGACAGGUGGAUGCUCUUAAAGGAGAUGCACUGAACAAGGCUGUCCGUGACACUGCGCAUGAGGCAGUGUCUGAGAUAUUUGCUUCAGAAGAGAAGCCUGCCCCUGCAGAACAUAGUAACAGAAGAAUUCAGGGAUUCGGCAACACAAACUUUGAGCCGCAAACUGAAGAGAAGAAGUCAUUUCUAAGUGAGGUGGUUGGCAUGGGAGGUGCUUCUAUAAUACAAGGGUUGACUACUCUUGCUUCCGGAAAUUCAUUGAUGAAAAGCGAUAGUGGGAGUUAUAGGAGCCCAAAUCUACGAAGAUCAUUGACAGUAGAGAAGGAUAGAUUUGAUAAAUAUGAGACGGAGGAACACCAUAAAGAAACAUGGGGUUCUUCAAGUGGUCGAAAUAAUUCCACAAGGUCCUGGAGCGUGGAGUCCAGGGAGGCUUUGACUGAUGCAAGCAGUAGUGAUACAAGCCCAGGUCAAAAAAUGGCUAAGGGUCCUGAGGAGAGGCUUUUAGACACCAUCGUAACAGCUGGUGGUGUGCGUCUACAGCCUACUCGCGAUGCUAUUCAGGUCUUCCUCAAAGAAGCUGCAAAACUUGAUCCUGUAUCCAUGUCCCUCGCGCUUGAGUCUAGGUUGCAAUCACAUGUGUGGCAGAUCCGUGUGAAAGCUGCAUGUCUUCUGGAAGCGAUCUUGAGAAAAAAAGAUGACGAACUUUUUUCUGCAAUUGCGUCCUUCUUCAGUGAAAAUAAGGAUGCUGUAAUCAAAUGCUCAGAAUCACCACAGGCAUCCGUGAGGGAAAAAGCAAACAAAGUUUUGGCACUGCUUGACGGAAAUAUAUCAGCAGGAGGAGAAGCUACCAAACCAAUAUCUAGUGAUAAAGUCAGUGCAGCUGCUGCCGUGCAACUACCUAACUUGAUAGAUACUGGUGACCUAGCCUCUGAUGGAACUGAGGGUACUCCUCAAAGUCAAAAUGAUGAAGGCCUAACAAUGCCUGUGCCAUCUUCGCAUGCUGUCGAUGAUCUGUUGGGAGAUGGUUUUGUUAUGGGGUUUAGCAGGAACAGUACUAAAUCUGAUGAAGCUGACCCAUUUGCGGAUGUGUCGUUCCACACAAAAGAAACAGAUAGCGGGGGAAACGCAGGUGACCUAUUUUCUGGAUUGGUUGUGGAUGAUAAGGAUAGCUCCAGUGAGGCAAAUGAAUCAUUGAAGAAAAACCAGCUUGGAUCAUUUGAUGCGUUUGCUGACAGUUUUGAAGAACCUCGUGUGGAUUCCCUAGCAAAUAAAAAUGGUUUAGAUGUAUUGAUGGCCGGUCUGUCUAUGAAUGAUGGUGUUAAAGAGAACCAAGUGGGUGAUAUCCUUGGAGGUGGUUUUGCUGAAUCAAUGUCUCCAGUGUCUAAUAACCAGCAAGCUCGUGCUGAUCCAAAUGACAUUUUGAAGGGUCUGCUUAAUUCUCAGGCAUCUGGUGCCCACCAGAAUGGUCUGCCUCCAUCAAGUUCGGUGCAAUACAAUUUUCCUUCUAACCUCAUGUUUAAUCAAGCAUUUGCUUCUCAACAAGUGAAUUACAGUGCAAUGGGUAACCUAAUUGCACAGCAGCAGCUGUUAGCUGCCAUGUCCAACUUCCAGAAUCUUGGGCAUGUAGGUUAUAAUGCGCAUGUUGGGAAAGAUGGUGGAUAUUCCUCAGCCUUACCUGAUGUGUUCCAAAUGCAUGGUUAUGCUACUCAGAAUCAUAGUGUGGUGAUGGAAAGCUCAAAGAAAGAGGAGACGAGAGCAUUUGACUUCAUCUCGGAUCAUAUCUCUGCAGCACGUGAUCCAAAGCGAGUGAUAUAAAGCAUCUUGCACGCCCACUUCAGUAGUGUUUUUAUUGGUUUUAUUGGCAUCUGAGAGGUAGCAUGGAGCAAGGUACAGCGGAACAGUGUAUGCAUUCUUUUUCAAAUAAUUGACUGUGGCCUCUGAACUGGUAUAGAAAAUUUGAAAUGCAGCCGCUCUGGGUUUUGUGAUGUGUGCAUUUGGGUUGUUUGUUUGGAGGCAUUGGUAAAGGGAGUUCAUAGAGAAAGGGGAAAAAAAUUGUAGUUGUGGUUUUGUAACAUAAGAAUGGAGGCAGCAAGUCAUGUAUAUUGAGUUAUAUCGUCAAUUUGUCUCUUGUCACGAGGUCUGAAUAUGGUUGAUUUGUAGCUCCGCAUUGGGAGAGAUUAGCCAAAAUACCUGGGGUUCAAACAGGUUACCCAUGGGUGCAGCUCAGGUCUGAUCGAUACUUGUUCAACUUGAAGAAUGAAUUGCUCUGUUUCUGAAUUUGGAUUUGACUGGGUUCUGUCGUGCUCUAGACCUACCUGGUUGAGUAUGAACCUGUGCUUUGUUGUUUGUUGUUUCUGCUGACGACAGUCAAGCAAAGGACAUGAAUCAGUGACUGAACUGAUCCUGACUUGUGACUGAUU
Nymphaea colorata (pocket water lily) is the source of this 2999-nucleotide messenger RNA. Its product is annotated as protein MODIFIED TRANSPORT TO THE VACUOLE 1. The coding region runs from base 274 to 2394 and encodes 706 amino acids. The record is from RefSeq and is a predicted model, not a curated record. The transcript is spliced from 5 exons. Gene Ontology annotation, cellular component: trans-Golgi network membrane. Gene Ontology annotation, molecular function: phosphatidylinositol binding; ubiquitin binding. NCBI's taxonomy places the organism in Eukaryota, Viridiplantae, Streptophyta, Magnoliopsida, Nymphaeales, Nymphaeaceae.